AUGGUGCGUGAGAUUGAUAACUUGCAUGAGAUUGACGUGGACACAAUGCGAUUGAUUGAUAAAGUGCAUGUGAUUGACGUGAACACGGUGCAAGAGAUUGACAUGAACAUGGUGCAUGUGAUUGAUGUGGACAUGGCGCGUGAGAUUUACGCAGACACAGUGCGUAUGAUUGACCUGGAUACGGAGCAUGUGAUUGAUGUGGACACGAUUGACGAGGACAUGGUGCGCGAGAUUGAAGUGGACACGGUGCAUGAGAUUGACUUGGACACGGUGCGUGUGAUUGACGUGGACACGGUGGGUGAGAUUGAAGUGGAUACGGUGCAUGAGAUUGACUUGGACACGGUGCGUGUGAUUGACGUGGACACGGUGCAUGUGAUUGAUAAAUUGUCUGUGGUUGAUGUCGACACGGUGCGUGUGAUUGACGUGGACACGGUACUUGAGAUUGAUGUAGACACGGUGCAGAUUGAUGUGGACACGGUGCGUGAGAAUGCCAUGGACACGGUGCGUGAGAUUGACGUGGACACGGUGCGUGAGAUUGACAUGGACACGCUGCGUGAGAUUGACGUGGACACGGUGUGUAUGAUUGAUGUGGACACGAUGCGAGAGAUUGACUUGGACAUGGUGCGUGAGAUUGAUGUGGACACGGUGCGUAUUGAUGUGGACACAGUGCGUCUGACUGACGUGGACACGGUGUGUGUGAUUGACGUGGACACGGUGCGUGUGAUUGACAUGGACACGGUGCGUGUGUUUGACGUGGACACGGUGCGUGUGAUUGACGUGGAUACGGUACUUGAGAUUGACGUGGACACGGUGCGUGAGAUUGACUUGGACACGGUGCGAGAUAUUGACGUGGACACGGUACUUGAGAUUGACGUGGACACGGUGCGUGAGAUUGACGUGGACACUGUUGAGAUUGACGUGGACACGAUGCAUGAGAUUGACUGGGAGACGGUGCGUGAGAUUGACGUGGACACGGUGCAUGUGAUUGACUUGGAUACAAUGUGUGAGAUUGACUUGGACACGAUGUGUGAGAUUGACUUGGACACGGUGCGUACUGACGUGGACACGAUGCGUAUUGACGUGGACACGGUGCACGAGAUUGACUUGGACACAGUGCGUGAGAUUGACGUGGACAAGGUGCGUGUGAUUGAUGUGGACACGGUACUUGAGAUUGAUGUGGACACGAUGCAUAUUGAUGUGGACACGAUUCUUGAGAUUGACGUGGACACGGUGCGUAUUGACGUGGACACGGUGCGUGAGAUUGACGUGGACACGGUGCGUGAGAUUGACAUGGACACGCUGCGUGAGAUUGACGUGGACACGGUUGAGAUUGACGUGGACACGAUGCAUAAGAUUGACUUGGAGACGGUGCGUGAGAUUGACGUGGACACGAUUGACUUGGACACGGUGCGAGAGAUUGAUAACUUGCGUGAGAAUGAUGCGGACAUGGUGUGUGAAAUUGACGGUAACACGGUGCGAGAGGUUGACUUGGACACGGUGUGUGAGAUUGACGCGGACACAGUGCAUGAGAUUGACGCAGACAUGGUGAGUAUAAUUGACCUGGACCGGACUUUGUGUUUGAACCCCACCAAUCAGGCUUCCAGCUUUGCUGCAUCAACCAAACAGCUUUUAUCAAAGUCAGAAAUUACAUCCUAUGUCAAUAUAACAAAGCCCCUGCAGGAGUCCAGGUCCUGGGGAGCUCAACUGAAGAUGGAAUCCAAUGUACCAAAGUCCCAGCUUCAGGUGAACAAGUUAUCAUCCAUCUAG
This is a messenger RNA of Carcharodon carcharias (great white shark), 1767 nucleotides long. RefSeq lists its product as uncharacterized. The coding region runs from base 1 to 1767 and encodes 588 amino acids. The record is from RefSeq and is a predicted model, not a curated record. NCBI's taxonomy places the organism in Eukaryota, Metazoa, Chordata, Chondrichthyes, Lamniformes, Lamnidae. The transcript has 14 exons.